AUGGCGUGCAAGGAGGGGGAUAAUGCCACUAUCCCAGUAGAUCACCCUGGCCAUCUGGUUAGACAACCUCCGGCAAAACCACCACCGCAGCCUCUGGUCCCAGCCAUUUCCUUAUUAUGGAGAACAUGUGCAGCCAACCCCAGCUGUAGAGCAGAGCCCAUGCAGCUCAGCAAGACCUGGAUCUCUACAGAGGAGCACCACCACUGUCUGUGUCUGCAAUUGUGCUUCUACUGUGCCCAAUCUGAACACAGCUGUGCCAUCUGUCCUAGGAAUUAUGCCUUCCCACUCUCCCAUGUGUCCCACCUCUUUGAAUCACAGCCAUCAACAGUCAGCCCAUCUGACAGGGUUUUCUCACACACCAAACCGAACUGCUGGAGUUACAAGAGGGAUUAUUCCAUCAAGAAAAACCUGGCAUUCUACAUCACCCCUUCUGAACUGAAGAGAAUUCAGCAAUAUGCAGUGGAUGUGACUUUGGAGCCUCAUACAGCACAUAAUCAACUCAUCCUGUCUCAUGAUGGGAAACAAGUAAAAUGUGGACACAUAGAACAGAAUCUACCUGAUAACCCAGAGAGGUUUAAUUAUGUUGCCUGUGUGCUGGGAAAGGAGGGAUUCUCCUCCGGGAAAUUUUACUAUAAGGUGCAGGUAGGAGGGAACGCUGAGUGGGAUUUAGGAAUCGCCAGAGAGUCUGCUAACAGGAAAGGGCAGAAUUCAUACAGCCCCCAAGAUGGAUACUGGUGUGUGUGGCUGAGGAAUGAAACGGAAUAUGAGGCUGGUGAAUCUACUCAUGUCCGGCUCUCCUUGAAACAGGCUCCUCAGAAAGUGGGGGUGUUUGUGGAUUAUGAGGGGGGUCUGAUCUCCUUCUAUGAUGUUGAUGCAAAGUCUCAUAUCUACUCUUUCACUGGUCAGACUUUUACUGAGAAACUUUAUCCAUACUUUAGCCCCUGUUGCAAUGGUAAUCAGGCACCUCUGUGUAUUACCCUUUAAACAUUGUAAUUAACAAGUUUUACAUUAUAAUUGGCUAGAGAGGAUAAUGACAGUGAAUGCAGUGUUGUGUCUGUAGGGCAGAUCUUUAAGGGGAAGUCUUUACAUUAGCAUCAAAUGAAAGGAAUAAGUGUAUUUAAAAGAAAGUAAAAUGUUAAACUAUUCAGGGACUUAUUGUGUUUGCCAGGUUAUGGGGUUUCUCAUGAGGGGUUUAUGAGUUGACGAGGUUGUUUUUUCUAGUUAAUGUGUUGGCAGUAACACCAACAUGCAGCUGCUGCAAAACUGUGCAAGUCAUACAUGACUCAUUACAGAGGAAGGAAGGCAUUCUGAAAUUUUUUAUCUAGAUCUAGAGUCAGAAUCUCACAUAAAACUGAACUAGCUCAAGUUCAAGUUCUUUAGUUGCAAAGACGUUGCACUCAGUUCACCUUACACCUACUUUUGUAUACAUAGACGUGUGACCAGUGAAAUUGACACAAACUGAUAUAAACGUGUAGUCAGAUAAGAUCAGAGCCAGAAACCAGCUGUCUCCUUCACAAUAACAGAAUUUUAUAGUUUAAUGGCCGGUUUGCUUUUUUUAUCACUCAAAAUCAGAAGCAUGUUGCUUAAUGGAUGAUAAGGCAGUUAGCCAUUCUCCAUGUUUCUUCUGUUGCAAUCUUACUUGAUUUACUCAAAUAAAAUAUUUUAAAUGUAAACUAGCAAAGAUUCAACGUACUGACCUUUAUAGUGGUUCUCCAAUU
This is a messenger RNA of Hemibagrus wyckioides, 1718 nucleotides long. Its product is annotated as zinc-binding protein A33-like. Lineage: Eukaryota; Metazoa; Chordata; Actinopteri; Siluriformes; Bagridae. Gene Ontology annotation, molecular function: protein binding. The coding region runs from base 1 to 984 and encodes 327 amino acids. The transcript has 3 exons. The record is from RefSeq and is a predicted model, not a curated record.